Phoenix dactylifera (date palm) is the source of this 411-nucleotide messenger RNA. Lineage: Eukaryota; Viridiplantae; Streptophyta; Magnoliopsida; Arecales; Arecaceae. The record is from RefSeq and is a predicted model, not a curated record.
AUGAGAAAACCAGAGCAUGUUGAUGACCAAGACCUCGAACUCCUCAAAGCCGUGGCCCAAGCCUGGCACGCCCAGAGCGGCAACCCCAGACCCACCAAGGAGUCGGACGCCCAGAAGAACCACUUCAAACGCAAGCCCUCCCGCUUCAAGCUGGAGGCCAUCACCAUGGCUUCCGAGGCAUCCCAAUCCAACUGGGACUUCUCCCAGUCUCUCUGGGAUUCCUACGAGAUCGUCACCCUCUCCAAGAAGCUGGACGCCAACCUCGCCUUGGACCAGCCCUUGCCGAGCCCCCCGGAAUCCAGUCGUGCCGGCAAGAGAGCAAGGGAGACCAAAUACAGCUUAAGGAAUUUGCUCCAAAGAAUCUCCUCCAAAAGAUUUAGUAGAGAUGUUGAACCAAGACAGCAAAUGUAG